Microbotryum saponariae is the source of this 1756-nucleotide messenger RNA. The record is from the annotation of a GenBank genome assembly. NCBI's taxonomy places the organism in Eukaryota, Fungi, Basidiomycota, Microbotryomycetes, Microbotryales, Microbotryaceae.
AUGAACUCGACGGCGGGCACGGUGCUUGAAUUCACCGUACUCAAGAGUCAACCGAAAGCCGAUGUGAGUCCGAGGCUUCGUUUCGCGAAGGCGUGGUUGCGACGCGUCAUUGCUCGGGCUGGCGUGAGAGUUCCCGCUGACAUGGCACUUUUCACGGUCUCCGGACGAUUAGGAGGCCUUAACAUUGCUCAGGAAGAUACAUUCCGUACGUGCGAGAAGGGCGCUUUCACGACCCCGGGACGAAUCACGCUCCUCAACCACUUCGUCACCAUUAGUCCCCGCCCUCGUUCUGACUCGUCAACCGACUGCUGGCCUUUGUAGCUCGUCAAGCCUAUCAUGAAGAAACACGGCUGGACCUUACCCAAACUCGUCGAAUUCUUCCCCAAACAAUCGAAUCUGCUAGGUCCGUGGACCGCCUCUGAGCCGGGCUUUCACGUGCAAGCUUAGGUAGCUGACUCGUGACUUGGGGUGUCACGAGAGCAGGUGUGAAUUACAAUGGGGGUGAAAAGAUUUGUUUGAGGUUAAGGCCGGCCAAUCGACCGACUUCGUUUUACCCUUUGGAAGAUGUGAGCCCCUCUUGGUCCAAUUUAUAAAACCCGGACAGCGAACGUGAUGUCAAAAGUCAAUGCGACCGCUUCGAGCUGACCCCGUGGUUCCCGGUCUCUCCCAGCAGCUGAUCGGAACGAUGCUCCACGAACUCACACACAACGUCCACGGACCGCACGACACCAAAUUCUUCACCUUCCUCGACGGACUGAACAAGGAAUUCGACGCGCUCGUCAGUACCGGAUGGUCAGGUGAAGGGUUCUACGGACGUGGGGAACGGGUUGGGGUAGGGGGGAGCCAUGAUGUUUCAAUGGGAGAGGCGAGAGAAUUGGCGUUGAAGAAAGCGGAGGAAAGGAUGAGGUUGGGCAAAUUGAUGGGCAAGGGGGGGAGGUUGGGAGGUGAUGUGGGCUUCACCAAGGGGAAGACGAGAGGGGAGAUCCUGGCUGAGGUGAGUCGAUCUGCAACGCAAUGCUCAGUCUCCGUUUCUAACUAUGUAUGGUGUCAAUAACAGGCGGCCGAACGACGAGCCCAAGCGAACAAGGCUUGUGGCGCCGAUCAUUCGGGAGACCAUCACCUACCCCCGACGAUCCAAGCCGAGAUUGACCAAGCCGAAGCCGAUGGGACUGUUCACGUCGUCGACCUCACACUGGACUCGGAUGGCGAAGACGAAGAUAUUUCUCGCGUUGUCGGUGAUCUUGCACCUCCCAAGGUCAAACAGGAGUCGGAUCCGAAUCCGAGCUCGGACGGGAUUGAGAUCUUGUCCGUUGCCGGGCCGUCGAAACGACAACAUCCUCCGCCACCGAAUGCAGCUCCAGCGAAGAAGACCAGAUCAUCAUCCAGUACGCCCUCGACAACCUCACAACAAGCACCUGGAUCCAGUAGUCGCCCUGCGUCACGGGCUCGUACCUCGUCAAGUGUUUCUUUGCCAUCCUCCUUGACGAGCGACAGUUGGACCUGUCCGACCUGCACCUACGACAACACCUUACCCUUCUUGACAUGCGAGAUGUGCGCGACUGAGCGACCUCAUAUCAAUAAACCCACAAUGUUGUUUUGUCCGCAUCGGGUCGCCCGGGAGGCAGGAGCUCCUGAUCCAUCGAUAUUGGAAUUAGACGAGGGCUGGAUCUGUAGUACGUGUACGACGAUGAACCAACAUGCCUUUUGGACGUGUUCCAGUUGUGGGACGGUCAAGAAGAGCAGUACGAGAAGUUGA